Melanotaenia boesemani (Boeseman's rainbowfish) is the source of this 4113-nucleotide messenger RNA. Its product is annotated as G-protein coupled receptor 22-like. Bases 1616 to 2932 code for a protein of 438 amino acids. Gene Ontology annotation, cellular component: membrane. Gene Ontology annotation, molecular function: G protein-coupled receptor activity; peptide binding. NCBI's taxonomy places the organism in Eukaryota, Metazoa, Chordata, Actinopteri, Atheriniformes, Melanotaeniidae. Gene Ontology annotation, biological process: G protein-coupled receptor signaling pathway. The transcript is spliced from 3 exons. The record is from RefSeq and is a predicted model, not a curated record.
GAAAUGGUUAAGCCUAUUACUGCAGACCAAUCAGGACUGGGGGAGCACUGCAAACCUCUGCAGUAAGAGAGAGAGAGAGGGAACAAGGGAGUGAGAGAGGAAGAGGACAGCAGAGCGGGAGAAAGAGAGACAUGGUGAUGGUUUGCACUCCUAUCCAGACAGCUUUGCAGGGAAGGAGCACAACAGAGUUGUGUAAAUGAAGAGUAUUCACUCAACAGUUUACCUUUAGCAGAGAAGAGGGGGACAAACAGGAAAUAAAUAAUCCCACAAAUUCUACAACAGGAAUAUUCUUUGUGGACUUGGUCUUCUGAGUGGUACUUAGGAAGAGAAGAUAGCGGGACUCUCGUUUGCUUAUGAAGAUUUAGUUGUAAUUCUUGGAUUACUCUGGGAAGAGGCAGAGGACAAAACAGCAGUUUGGAUCAUCAUUCGGCACAGACUGUUGCAGAUAUGGAAGGAGAAGGCACAGUGUGGUGUUUGGAGCAGCUCAGGAGCAUCUGUGUUUACUCUGCAUGGUCACUCUAAACCAAGGAUGUGGGACUGGAGGACAUACAAAUGAUGCUGUUUGGAGCUCUUGCUUCUUAAAGUCUAAUCACAGACUGGGAUCGCUUUGUAAUCUAAGAGAAACAGGUUCUCUGUCUCAUGAAGUGACGUCCUCUACCACAUGAUAAUGAUCUUCUCAUAAACUACUGAAUCAGCUCCCUUCCCAUGCACAUAAAUGCACAUACUGGUGAUCACAAAUGUCAUGGUGAUUGGACAUGCAUGCACUCUCAAUAUCCCCAGUGAUUUAGGUUUCAACAUGUCGGGGGACAAACUGGAGACCUGUGCUCAAUCUACAAGUCAAUGGUGGCUGGAGCCAGGCGUACAGACACUGAUGGAAAAGGUGGGGAGCGAAGGCCUGUUCCAUUAGUGCUCCCAGGAGAGACAUGGGCCUGGACGCUGUCCGGACACACUGACCUCCCCCUAACACAUUCUGGACAUUACUGUGUUGUACACUGGGAAAUGACUGACAGCUUACCCUGUUGGAGUACACGCUAAUGGAUUUAAAUACUUUUUCAUAUUUAUAGAUCCAAGUAUUAUCUUCACACUGUGGCAAAAAAAGAAGCAAAAGACAAGGAUUUGGAUUGCAUUAUGAGCAGUGCAUUUGAGUACUGUGUCGGGAAAAGAGUCAGUGUUCCUUUGUUUUCUCUGUUGGCUCUGUCUCACCUCCCUGGGAAUAUCAUGAGAUUAUAAACAGGAGGUGCCUCUGACAUCUUCUCCCUGUUCCGAUCAUCUAUCAGCGCCCUUACUACCGAACUAAAGGAGAUCUGAGAAAUCAUCUUUAGACACCAUUUGUGUAUACUCUCUAACACCGACUCAGUACAGGUGGCUAAUUCCCCAGCUUUCUUUCCAUUGAGGUCAAGCAAAAAAAAAGCUGGCAGGUUUGGCGAGACAGCUAGGAGGUUUUGUGGAUGUCAGCCUCUCUGGGAGGGACGAAGAGUGAAAGAAAAAGCUACGCUGGGGGGCUCUGCUGGAGCGGAAAUGUUUGGAUGGGAUGAUCGUCUCUGUGGAUCUAACAGGGACUCAAUGUCCUGAUUACACAGCCCUGGUAUUCAGAUAGCUCUGGAGGGAAGGGAUAAUGCUUAUCCUUCCCAGCCCAGAAAAAGAAGCCACCAUGAGCAACGUCACGGUUACUGACAACACCGAGCCUAUCAGCCGCACAAUGAGUCCGGCGACCCCCAGCCCGUAUUCCUACCCUGUUAGUUUUCAGGUCUCCCUGACAGGCUUUCUCAUGCUAGAGAUCUUGCUGGGCCUGAGCUCCAACCUCACUGUGCUGGCCCUCUACUGUAUGAAGUCCAACUUGAUUAGUUCUGUCAGUAACAUUGUCACCAUGAACCUCCAUGUGUUGGAUGUGCUAGUUUGUGUGUGCUGCAUCCCCCUCACCAUUGUGGUGGUGCUGCUCUCCCUGGAAGGAGACACGGCCCUCGUAUGCUGCUUCCAUGAAGCCUGUGUCUCUUUUGCUAGUGUUGCAACUGCUGCUAAUGUGCUUGCAAUCACGCUAGAUCGCUAUGACAUUUCUGUAAAACCAGCAAAUCGAGUGCUGACAAUGGGCCGUGCUCUGGCACUACUGGCUACCAUUUGGGUGCUGUCCUUUGUUAGCUUUCUUGUACCCUUUAUUGAGGUGGGCUUCUUUGCUCAAGGCCAUGCUGAACUGAACCAGACAGUGGUGGAAAAUGUGGUUCACACUAACCAGUAUUACACUGAACUGGGGCUCUAUUACCACUUGCUUGCUCAGAUCCCUAUUUUCUUCUUUACUGCCAUUGUAAUGCUCAUCACCUACUCAAAGAUCCUGCAGGCACUUAACAUUCGCAUUGGCACACGUUUCCACGCAUCACAAAAAAAGAAGGCUCGCAGGAAAAAGCGUUUAUCCAUGACAACUAUGACAACACAACAAGAGGCAACAGAUGGAUCCCAGAGCAGCAGCAGCCGCAAUCCCACACUGGGUAUGCGUACCUCUGUCUCUGUCAUCAUUGCCCUCCGAAGGGCUGUUAAACGCCACAGAGAGAGGCGGGAGCGCCAAAAACGGGUUUUCAGGAUGUCCCUUCUGAUUGUGUCAACCUUCUUGCUGUGUUGGACGCCCAUCACAGUUCUGAACACAAUUAUCUUGAGUAUGGGCCCCAGUGACCUAAUGGUGAAAUUGAGACUGGGCUUCCUUGUAAUGGCUUAUGGGACCACUAUCUUUCACCCUCUACUUUAUGCUUUCACAAGGCAAAAGUUCCAGAAAGUCUUAAAAAGCAAGAUGAAGAAGCGAGUGGUGUCAAUCAUUGAAGCAGAUCCUACUCCUAACAAUGCUAUCAUUCACAACUCUUGGAUCGACCCAAAGAGGAACAAAAAAGUGACAUUUGAGGACAAAGAUACCAAUUUGAAACAUCUGUCCCCAGACGAUGUGGAGUAAAAGAGACUAUUAUUAUCCUAAAGGGAUGUUUCAUUUCAUUUCAUUUUGUUUGUCUUUUUCUUUUUUUUCAUAGGUUUGUGUGAAAUUCUUAUGGGUAAUCAAUGCUUAACCUACAGUAAACAGCAGUCAGAGGACUCUCAGUUUGGACAGUUGAAAUUCUCAGUCGCUCAGGCUGGGAUUGAUUGACUAAAACAACUCAAACCUCAAAACUUGAACUAAAUGCUAUAGUUUACAUUAUGUAGGGUUUACGUUUUGAACAGCAUACGUUUUGCAACUGACAGUUGUUUGCUUUGCUGUUUUUUUCUCAUCUGAACAACAGCAGUGUUGGUCUGUAUCAUUGCGUGCACAGUGUCUGCACAAUGUAUCCUGCUCCCGAUCAGCUGUAAAAUUACACCUGUCUAGGUCCAAGAUUCCAGUCAAAAGAAAUAAUUAAAAUCCUGGAAAAGCACAAACACUCAUAAUCUUUUAAAUAACUGCAAAAAGUGCAAUGCCAUGCAUUAAACUAUCCAGCAACUUUGACAGUACUCCUGAUGGUCUGUGCUGAUCAGUGGCAGGUUAAAUUGGGCAGUUACCAUGCAAUCAGAUGCAUUGUGAUGCAGGGUAAAAAUCAAUAUACACAGUUUUCUAAAACUGUAUGGAAAAUUUGAGGUUUAAGUUAUUUUAGAUGGCAAAAAAGCUCUUACUAGGGACUCCUUCUGAGUAGAUAUAGCUUUUAUUUUAGAACUCCUUCCAGAUUCUUUCAAGCUGGGAGCCCUAUAAUCUGCUAUUUGCCAAAGGUAAAGACUAUUCAUAAGUUCUUUACACCAUCCCAUUUAAAAAAGAAAAAAUAAAUCCCUUAAUGGGAUGCAAUCAAUGACGUCAAAGCAGCUAAAAUUGACAUCAGGUCAUGAUGAAAAAGGGAACAUGUUAAUCCAAAGCAGUAAUGUAAAAAAUAUGUGCAAUAGAAUGUACAAAAUUAGAAAGUGGAUAAUUUAUUACUAUUUAUUGAUAAUAAAAGUAGGUUUCAUGGUUAUAUCAUAUACUGUACUGUAGAUAUUGCAUGGCCUUUUGUAACAGUAGCAACACAGUACAUUAUGUACAUACGUGUACAGGAUAAGGUAAACAAGGUAUUUAAAUAGAGAGAGAGAUGUAGAAAUUGUUAUGUAAAUGUAUAUUUACAAUAAACACCCUGUGCAGCGAAA